ACGCCUCACUCUCCUCCUCCACCUCCACCACCUGCUCCCACUUCACUUGGAAUUCGAAAUCCACACGAGCGCGGCGGCGGCGGCGGCGGCGAUGGCGAGCACCAUUAACGUGGCGUCGGCCACCUCGAGGUUCCUGCUGGCCGGCGGGAACGGCGGCAGCGGCGGCGGCGGGGCCAGCCGCGUGAGCUUCGCGGCGAACAGGGUCGGGAGGAGGAUGGUGGUGGUCCGCGCCGAGGAGGAGGCCGCGGCGCCGCCGCCGCCGCCGCCGCCCGCGGCGGAGGAGAAGCCGGCGGAGGCCGAGGCGGCCGUGGCGACCAAGGAGCCCGCCGCCGCCAAGCCGCCUCCCAUUGGCCCCAAGAGAGGCACCAAGGUGAAGAUCCUGAGGAGGGAGUCCUACUGGUACAACGGCACUGGCUCCGUCGUCACCGUUGAUCAGGAUCCCAACACUCGCUACCCGGUGGUGGUUCGGUUCGCCAAGGUGAACUACGCCGGCGUGUCGACCAACAACUACGCCCUGGACGAGAUCCAGGAGGUCAAAUGAUUUUAAUUCGGAUGGAUCGUCGUCGAGCUGGAGCUGCAAAGAAUCAUCUUAAAUUGAUCACGGAGUGAGGAGAGGAUGCAUGUCGUACAUGUGGAAGAAAUUAAUUAAGCUGCUUGAUCGAGCUUUGUGUGUAUUAGUGUAAUGGUGGUGGUUUCUUCUUUAUAAUCCGUAUAAUACUAUGUAAUUUGCCUGCCUCUGCUUCUUCCUCGUGGACUUGAUAAUCCCUUGCUUAUAACCGUUGUAUUCUUUCUUCUACGGCCAAAUUGUACAUGCACAUAAAUUUCCAUCAUUCUACGAA
Messenger RNA from Oryza sativa Japonica Group (Japanese rice), 839 nucleotides. The record is from RefSeq and is a predicted model, not a curated record. NCBI's taxonomy places the organism in Eukaryota, Viridiplantae, Streptophyta, Magnoliopsida, Poales, Poaceae.